Messenger RNA from Coregonus sp. 'balchen', 6625 nucleotides. NCBI's taxonomy places the organism in Eukaryota, Metazoa, Chordata, Actinopteri, Salmoniformes, Salmonidae. The record is from the annotation of a GenBank genome assembly.
AGCUACCCAUACUUGAAACACAUGAACAAGGAACUCCCAUGAAAGCAGCUGGUCGGCCAUUGGGGGAAAAGUAUACGGGCUAGCUAACGUUAACUAGCUAAAUUGUCAUCUUCAACCUAGCUAGUAGCGUGUGUGCAAAAUGAGUUAAAUUCGUCAUAAUAAUCUUUAGUUUGGCUAGAUGAUUCACGUUAAAGUUCUGUAUUUGAAGAUCUGUUCAUGAUUUUCACUGAAAUUCCAGCAUGGGCGAUGGCAGUGUCAUACCCAAGUUCGGUAGUAUGAAGCAGGCUUUGCUUGGGAUAGUCGCCGGGGCUGGAGCCUCCUACGGGAUUUAUAAACUUCUCAGUGUAACUAGUUUCAAGGAAAAUAAGAAAAGUGCCACCAGCGAAAGUCAUGGCCCCAGGAAUAGCUCACCCGGUGGGAUAGUUCUGCAGCCAGGGAGCUUGUUAGCUAAGUUGUCCGGGUUGGAUGUGGUUCGUGGAGGCGAAAGUCAGGCCGUGGAUGUUGCAUCAAGUAAGAACAUUAGCUAGCGAGGUAACGUUGGCUAGCGAGCCAACUGAGCCUGUCAUUUUGUCAAGCUUACGUUACGAAGUCUUUAGCUAACUAAGCUACCUAGCCGGUUUGUUUAAAUCAUUCAUGUAGAUAAUCGAACGUCUUAUAGAUACUUAUAGGUAACUAGUGAAGUAAAUUCGUGCGGUGUGGUGGAUGAGCAUAAAAAAAGUUAUCCUUACCUUAAUUGGCGAAUUAGCAUGUUAAGUCCGCUAGCUAACAUGCAGCUUACAUGUGUUGAAAAGGUUGCUGCUAGCCAGCUAGGUAGCUAGCUAGCAUUGUUGACAGCAUGAACUUGUUUUGCGAUUGACAAACAUGCCAGCUAGCUUGAGUAACUAGUGAUUCAUGGGAAGAGUACUGCAUAUCCAUCUGUCUACAUGUACUUGGCCAGUUUAAGACAUUGCUGCUAUUCCUCAGGUGACAUCAUCUCUAGAUCACCAGAAAGCCUGGAACCACAACACCUGAAGAUGCUCCUGUCACUUCUUCAGGGCAGCCCCAACCCUUCUGACAGAGCCCAGAUCCUCAUCACUUUAGGAAAUACUGCUGCCUUCACUGUAAACCAGGUGAGACAGGCUUCUCUAAAGCUUGUCUGUUGCCUCUAUUCAAACUCUGUGAAAAGGUUUCAAAUGAUAAAAUGUUCCAAUUCACGUUUGGCUUUCUAGCAGUGUCAUUACUCUUUAGUGGCAGAUCUGUAUUUUCUUGUUAAAUUCAAUUGGUGUCAUGUUUCUGAAAUGUACCAUACGUUUUUAAGGGAUUCAAAUACCUGUGGUUAAUGAUUGUUCCCUGUCGGAAUAUUGCACAUACAAGCCAACUUAAAGUUCUACCCCCUCUCCCUCCCAGGAUCUCAUCCGUGAGUUUGGGGGCCUUCACGUAAUAGCUGGCUUCCUGUCAGAUCCUGUGCCAGAGGUCAGAGUGCAGACUCUGAAUGCCUUGAAUAACCUGAGCAUGAACCUUCGGAACCAAGAGCAACUGAAGGUAAAACCCACCAGAUUUAUUUUAGUAUUUUGCUUAAUUCUAAAUUAAACCUUCACCCCUCUAGGCACUUAUAGUACAUCUGAAAGGAUGGAUGAGUAUCAGCAAUAUGGGUGAUUCCUUACGAAACUAGAACAAAACAAGACUAUGAUUUUCACGAAAUCUAGGCCUAAUCAAUAGAAGUGUCCUUUGGAGGAACGGUUGUUUAAAUAUAUUUGUAAUUUGUAUCUUAAAGCAUAAUUGAGAAAUAAUUCAUUGAAGUUGGAUCAUUUGUGACAUUUUGGCCUUACUCAGGCCUCCUUUAAGACACCAUAAUGUUUCAUCUGUAGGCACGACAAAGCAAAAAUUGGUGUCAUAUAAAGAUUUACCGAUUGCUAUGUAAUAUGAAUAAUAUUUUGAUUUCAAUAACAAUUUUCUUACGUUAAUUUAUGAAUAUUGAAAAUAUUCAAUUUUUUAUUUGACUAAGGUUUCAAUAUAUUGUUGAACAUAAUAUACUCUACGCAGGCACAUCAAAGUUCCAGUGGUAUCAAUUCUACUUUUAGAGUUAUGAUUGGUCUCCCUGUCAGGGCUCUACAGUGUGACCAUUUUACUCACAUACAGUGGGGGAAAAAAGUAUUUAGUCAGCCACCAAUUGUGCAACUUCUCCCACUUAAAAAGACGAGAGAGGCCUGUAAUUUUCAUCAUAGGUACACGUCAACUAUGACAGACAAAAUUAGAAAAAAAUCCAGAAAAUCACAUUGUAGGAUUUUUAAUGAAUUGAUUUGCAAAUUAUGGUGGAAAAUAAGUAUUUGGUCAAUAACAAAAGUUUCUCAAUACUUUGUUAUAUACCCUUUUUUGGCAAUGACACAGGUCAAACGUUUUCUGUAAGUCUUCACAAGGUUUUCACACACUGUUGCUGGUAUUUUGGCCCAUUCCUCCAUGCAGAUCUCCUCUAGAGCAGUGAUGUUUUGGGGCUGUCGCUGGGCAACACAGACUUUCAACUCCUUCCAAAGAUUUUCUAUGGGGUUGAGAUCUGGAGACUGGCUAGGCCACUCCAGGACCUUGAAAUGCUUCUUACGAAGCCACUCCUUCGUUGCCCGGGCGGUGUGUUUGGGAUCAUUGUCAUGCUGAAAGACCCAGCCACGUUUCAUCUUCAAUGCCCUUGCUGAUGGAAGGAGGUUUUCACUCAAAAUCUCACGAUACAUGGCCCCAUUCAUUCUUUCCUUUACACGGAUCAGUCGUCCUGGUCCCUUUGCUUCACAGUAGGUAUGGUGUUCUUUGGAUGCAACUCAGCAUUCUUUGUCCUCCAAACACGACGAGUUGAGUUUUUACCAAAAAGUUCUAUUUUGGUUUCAUCUGACCAUAUGACAUUCUCCUAAUCCUCUUCUGGAUCAUCCAAAUGCACUCUAGCAAACUUCAGACGGGCCUGGACAUGUACUGGCUUAAGCAGGGGGACACGUCUGGCACUGCAGGAUUUGAGUCCCUGGCGGCAUAGUGUGUUUCUGAUGGUAGGCUUUGUUACUUUGGUCCCAGCUCUCUGCAGGUCAUUCACUAGGUCCCCCCGUGUGGUUCUGGGAUUUUUGCUCACCGUUCUUGUGAUCAUUUUGACCCCACGGGGUGAGAUCUUGCGUGGAGCCCCAGAUCGAGGGAGAUUAUCAGUGGUCUUGUAUGUCUUCCAUUUCCUAAUAAUUGCUCCCACAGUUGAUUUCUUCAAACCAAGCUGCUUACCUAUUGCAUAUUCAGUCUUCCCAGCCUGGUGCAGGUCUACAAUUUUGUUUCUGGUGUCCUUUGACAGCUCUUUGGUCUUGGCCAUAGUGGAGUUUGGAGUGUGACUGUUUGAGGUUGUGGACAGGUGUCUUUUAUACUGAUAACAAGUUCAAACAGGUGCCAUUAAUACAGGUAACGAGUGGAGGACAGAGGAGCCUCUUAAAGAAGUUACAGGUCUGUGAGAGACAGAAAUCUUGCUUGUUUGUAGGUGACCAAAUACUUAUUUUCCACCAUAAUUUGCAAAUAAAUUCAUAAAAAAUCCUACAAUGUGAUUUUCUGGAAUUUUUUUUCUCAAUUUGUCUGUCAUAGUUGAUGUGUACCUAUGAUGUAAAUUACAGGCCACUCUCAUCUUUUUAAGUGGGAGAACUUGCACAAUUGGUGGCUGACCAAAUACUUUUUUCCCCACUGUAUUUUGCUGUGUGACCUGGCAUUUUUUAUUUAUGUGCCGCACCAGUGCACCUAGAACAAUGAAAGAUUAUAGCUUUAAUAUCUCUUUUUUUUUUUAUUAUUGUGGUCCUACAUUUCUUUGUGCACCUACAUUUUUCAACUUAAGCGCACUUGGGCUCCUAGUAAUAAAAUAUCCUCUGCUGGUGAUUUGCAGGAAGUGCAAUGAAAAGGAGGGCUAUGAUUGCCUACUAUACCAAUUUCUCUACAUAAAAUGGGCCAUAACUUUAAAACUAUCACACUCUGGAUAGGGUUUUUAACUACAUCAAUUUCUUCAGUUUAACAAUCAACGUGUCUGUCCUCUGUCUGUCAGGUGUACGUGGCCCAGGUGCUGGAACUUAUCGAGAUGUCUCCGGUGAACUCUGACCUCCAGAUGGCUGCCCUCCGGCUGCUGACCAACCUGUCUGUCACAGACGACCACCACCAGCUACUCAGGGGGUCCAUCACCCUCCUCCUCUCUCUGCUCGUUGUUAGCAACCAAGUGUUACAGGUACAGUAGGAGCCAUUUAUGGAGUGUUGUAUAGCUUGUGUAUAUAGGAACUCAACUCAAAUGUGAUUCAGUGUAAAUCCCAGUUAUGAUUGAAGAAUGUAUUCCUACUUUUUCUUUACAGAUCCAAGUUUUAAAAGUGCUUGUGAAUUUAUCCUCCAAUCCUGAUAUGAUGGAUGACAUAGUGCAAGCUCAAGUAAGACUGACAUACAUUUAUAGCCAAAUCAGCAAAACAGACACGCAUGGUCAUUAACUUUGAUAGGGCCUCGUAUUACUAUGAUUGUUAAUUUAGCCUACAUUUAAGCUUGAACUAUCUAGUCCUGUUGGCUCAGUUCAGCACCUGGGUCUUUGGGUGUGAACAUAUUAUACCUAGUUUCAUAAGCCAGACUCAUAGUCUUCCUUUAGUAUUCCCCUGUGACAUUAUUUUUUAGAGCUCUAAACUUGACUUGAGCUGUGUUGUUGCUCUCUGUGUCCUUCCCAGGCUCCAGCCUCUGUGGUGUUACUGUUUGACGUGCGGACCAGCUCGGCAGUUCUCUUGCGGCUACUGAUGUUUGCAGGGAACAUGAAGGCCUGGAGGCCUUCUGCCCAGGUGGCGGAGGCCCUGAGGAGGAGACAGGAUUGCCUGUACCGGGUCCUGCUGGACGAGUCCUCCCAGCUCCAAAGCAAAUUGAUCCAGCUGCUCUCUCACCCUGAUGGGGAGGUCCAAGCCCAGGUGGCCCGUGUCCUCUUGUAGACCCCCAUACCGAACCUCAAAUCUCGACACAACCUCUCUUACCUACAAUAUUAAUUUUACCUCCAACUCCAACCUCAUUUUCCUAACCUCGACUCCUUUAACCUCCAGCUCCCCCAAUCUUCCUAAUCCCAAAUCCUCCUUAAUCAUGCCACCAAACGUACAUCCUACCUUCAAACCUCCAAUGUAAUGUACACCCCAACCAGACUUAAUCAAUCUGCCCAGGCCUGCCCGUGCCUUCAAACACCACCCAGCCCUUCAUUCCUUCUGCCAAUUACCACCCAAUCUCUGUCCUACAUCUCCACUCCAAACCUCAACCCAACCAUCAUAAACCUCCACCUCAGUAAAAUCCCCUCCAGCCAUUGGAAAUCUAUCCAAUUCUCCAUCGAUCAGUGAUCAUAAAGGAAGGAGGCGAGGGGGAGAGGAAGCCAUUUAAUAGUAUUGAGACUCGGCCCACCUCUCCCUCCCCUCCCACUCCUCCUUCACUCAGGCUGGAAUUUUAGGCUGGAUUUAAAGACGCAGUGCUCCACUUCCACAGUGUCUUUCUCUCUCAUGAGAACAUGUCCACUUUCUCACAAGGCAUCCUGUUCCAGGCGAAGCCCCUUAACCUAAACCCACUGCCAAAACCUUUCAAGCAAAGAGAAUGUGUCAGUAAUAUGCCCUCCAACACCUCACCCAACUACUAACUGCCCCUGCGUGGUGUACUGCGCAUAUGUAAUGGGGUGGUUUGGUGAACCACACUCGCAUGAUGCGUAAACUUGCCUGAGAGCUGAAGACUUGCAAUUGCUUCCCGACCUAAUAACUAGGCUUUAGCAGAGUGGUCUAACACAUCUUGUGGAGGAGACAAACUGGCUUGCCAAUCGUUACUGUACGUUGAGGUUACACACAAUUUGAAUGCCUUGUUGACACCAGUACAGGGAUGCACAGCUCCAGUCUUUGAGUGUCACAGUGGGUUGGAAGUCUUGCCCUCUUAAACUGUCAAUCAGUAACUGAUUUACACCUGGGAAUCAAAGGUCAAGUUAGGUAUAUCUGAAAUGUGUGCACUAGCAGCGUAACGCUUUCAAGCGGAAGUGGUACUCCCUGCAUACUGAUUAAAUAAAUAAUAGGCUGAAACAUUUCCCGAAUUGAAUUGUUAGUUUAAAGCACUGAGAUAAGAAAGAUGACAACCAGCUCGUCUCAGGUUUCCUAUAAAAUCAUGCAGCUGGUGAAUUAGACUGAGCCAGGUCAGACCUGAGAGGACUGGAGUUAUGGACCCCUGAUGCUAGUGUGUCACACCGUAGAUAGUUUACAGAGGAGCGAGGGAGACUACUGUCACUGAUCUCCUGUUUGUAUGACUCAAUAAAUGUCAAUGGGGUUUUCCCUGAUCCAACGACGUUCACAUCAUCCAAAUGGGAUUUUUAAGCAUUGAUCUCAUAAGACAUGAGCUGAGGCUGAUUUGAAGUAUAGGCUACACUGUACAAGGGUUCUCCAACUCCCAACACCUAAUUCAGGUAACCGUGGCCAGAUUGAAGACCAUGAUUGGUUCAGUGUUUCCCCUACCCAUUGUAUUGACUGGGUGUGUCUCAACAAUUGUAGUGCCACAAGGCCUGGAUGUUGCUUUGGGGGCCUUUGCACCCCACCUGGAAAGUAAUCUAGGGGGAAGACUGGAUAAAUAUAUAUUUUUUAGAUAGUUGUGUAAGUGCUGGGCUGGAACAAAAGCC